Molecule: messenger RNA, 3694 nt
Organism: Pangasianodon hypophthalmus (striped catfish)
Lineage: Eukaryota; Metazoa; Chordata; Actinopteri; Siluriformes; Pangasiidae
Gene: cplx3b
Product: complexin 3b
Exons: 3
Coding region: 262-732 (156 amino acids)
Biological process (GO): regulation of neurotransmitter secretion; synaptic vesicle exocytosis; neurotransmitter transport
Cellular component (GO): SNARE complex; terminal bouton
Molecular function (GO): syntaxin binding
Source: RefSeq, a predicted model, not a curated record
CGCGCAGUUAUUCCGCUCCGACUCCAACACACACAUACACACACACACACACACACACACACAAGCGCGCGCGCGGGCGCAGGAGAGUCGGUCCUCGGUAUCCCUCCAUCAUUUAUGUCAUCUGCAUAGGAGGGGAGAUAAAGAAGAAGUAAUUCCAGGAUAGUGAUCCUGAUAUUUUGUAGUUGCAGCUGUAUUUAUUUUUCAAAGGCUGUGUCCUGGGAAGUUGCGUUUUGGAGAACUUGAUCCUGAAAAGAAGCAGCGAUGGCUUUCAUGGUGAAGCACAUGAUCGGCGGCCAGCUGAAGGACCUGACCGGCGGAUUAACGGAGGAGAAGUCGGAGGGAGAAAAAGGCGAAGCGGCGGCUAAAGGCAUGACAGAAGAGGAGUAUGAGCAGUACCAACAGCAGCUGGAGGAGGAGAAGCGAGAACGAGAUGCCAGUUUUGCCCAAAAGAAGGCAGAGAGAGCCACAGUGAGAACUCACUUCAGGGAAAAGUACAAACUCCCAAAGAACGAGGUGGAUGAGACGCAGAUCCAGGCUGCGACGCAGGACGUGGAGCUGCCGACAGAGCUAGCGAAGAUGAUCGCGGAGGACAACCAGGAGGAAGAGAACAAGCUCUCCGUGCUCGGGCAGCUGUCCAACAUCCAGAACGUGGACAUCGACCACCUGAAGGACAAAGCACAGGCCACGCUGGAGGAGCUGAAAAACUCCGCAGAGAAGUGCUCGCUCAUGUGAACUUCUCUCUUUCUCCCAGUGUCUUUUUUCCUCUCUCUUCUUUCUCUCGUAUAACAUUAAACCACCAAGCACACAUUUGUCUACAUGUCUGUCUUUUUAAUGCCAUGCUGAAGGAGAAAAGAUCCACUCCUCUCUCUCUCUCUCUCUCUCUCUUCAUCCCCUUAUUUUCUUUUCUUUUCUAUCACAUGUCACUUACACUGCAUUUACACACAAUAGGAGCAAAACUCAAUACACUGCCAAUUGUACCAGCUGUCAGGUCUGAUGCCAAGUCCAUGAAAGCUCCCCUACACACACAUGGACAGAUCUGUGCAACAAAUAUGGACUCUCGCACAUCCCACAUAUCCAUCCCCCUGUCUGUGUGUCAGAGUCAGUGUUGUCCUCCCAGCUUUAACGUCAUUGCUGUUUUUUGUGAAUAUUUUCAGAGCUAGUCACUUAAAUCCAAAUUAUGUCAAUAUUUACAUAGGGAAAUUUACUUCUUUAGUAUUUUGCCUAAGUCUCCCCAUUCGACUUAUGCAAAUCAAACCGUCUAGACCACCACCUUUAAAUACAAGCAAUUGCUUUUAAAUCAGGAAAAAAUUAGGGAUAAAAAAUACAGACUGAAGAAGAAAUUUUUUUAAAUAUGGUGAUAUAUGAAUGAGAAGAUGGCAAGCAUUGAAAUAAACAUGUAAUCAGAGUCUAGUAUAUUGCUAACAUAUUGCUGUAUGACUAGUCCUAGUUAUAAUUAUCAGAUUAAUCAUGCAAAAAUGAGUUAAUUUGACAAUAUGGCUUCCACCUUGACUAUUCAGCAGCUUAAAAAAUAGCACUUAGUCCAACACAUCCUAUUAUUCAGCAUUUUCUUUUUAUAUCAUGCUCUGACAGUGAAACUGCAAUGUGUGCACAGGAGGUAGGCUACUUCGAUUUGUCAAAUUAACAAAAUCAUGUCAAUGUUUUUGCUCAUUUGUUGCGUUCUCCUGUAAAGAAAACGUGCCCACAUUUUGAAGGAUAAGCUGACCAAGCAGUCCUCUGUUAAAUUUACAGCUCACUUUGUUAUUUCAUAAUUUUAUGCAUAAAAAAAUGUGAUCAUCAAGAUAAAAGUUGAUCAUCAAGAUAAGCAAAGUCUCAAUUCAUUCAUUCAUUCAUUCAUUCUUUCAUUGUCUCAUAUUUAUCUAUUUAAUUUUGGUUAAACUGGUAGUCCAUAGUUUUUGAGUGUAUUUAUAGCCCAAAACUUAAAUUUCAAUGUGACAUAUGGUUAUAUCACACUGUCAGACAGUGGUGCUGGACUUAAUAAUGCUCCUUGUGCGAGCUGAUAUCAGAUAAGAAGUUCAAGUUAAGAAUCAAGCGUAACUUGGAUAUGCCUCUUUUCCUCUAACUCCACCCUGAGUGCAUAAUUCUCACGUAACUUCUGAAUAGCACUUAAGUCUGUAGUUAAAUCUGAGGUCUGAAUACCGAUGUGUGCAAUUUCUGUAUUAAAUCCUUGCUGUGCACAUUAAACUCAAUUUUGAAUUUGGCCCAAUAUGAUAAUAUUGUUUCAUUUUUUAUGGCUUAUCCUAAAACCACCAUAUCCUCCUUUGUUCACUCCUGUUUAGGGUGGUUUCCAGAAGGCAUAGAAGUGUCCUAUGCAGAAUUUCAGAAUUUAAAUUCAGACUAGGAAAAUGCUUUUGCUGAAAAGACCAACGGUGGCCAACAUUCUGAGAAGCCAUGUGACUAACCAAACAACAUACAUAUCUUCAAGACCAGUCCUGGAUUAAUUAUCACACUGUUAAAGGUGCAGUUUGUAAUAUUUUAAAGUGUUUUUAGAUUUAUAAUAAUCUAUAUUUUAUAUCUAUAUCUUAUAUCUUAAAAUGUAUUUCACAAUACUGCAGUGCAAUUGCUCUAGCUAAUUUAUUCAUUCAGGCUUCUGUACACUUUUCUGGCCCUGAAAUAAGCUCGACUUUUCUUUAAAAGGCAAAUCUUGAGACAUACUAAUUUUAACAGAGGACGUGAGUUUGGUUAAGGGGAAAGACGAAGGCUUGUCAGUGUUUUGAUUGUGAUUGUAAUUCCUUUUACAGGCAGCAGAGUGUGCUUCAAAUGACAGACUGCUCCUUUAAUAAUGAUUAUCUGUUCAAUAAUUCUGAAACUAAAUUUUAUUUGUAAAUCUGCAGCUAAAUCUGUGUCCAGGAAACUGUUAGGAUAAAGCAAUAAUGUAGAUAAGAUGCGGCUACAUGGAGAUAGAGUCAAACUUGAAAAACACGUCCCGUCCCUGUGUCUUUAUAGAACAGAGAUGGCUUGGUUAGGGCCAUUCAGAUCCCCACUAAUUGUCAUUUGACCCUGAUCUGACCUCUGACCCCUAACCCUUAUCAUCUUUUACCUCCUAUCCAGUGGUGCUGUCUUGUGCAGGUGAUUGUGUGUUGUCUAACAGCUACAAUGUGUUGUUCUUUCUGACUGUUCCCCCUUCAAGAUCAUUGUACUUAAUAUUAUAUAUAAAAUUAUCAAACUGAACAGCUUGGUUCUCCGAGCUGGUAAUGUGUGGUUUGCAAUAGCACAGAUGAAGAUAUUUUCAUUUUUGCCAACAUUUGUUUCGCACCGUGUGCUUUGUGUGAGUCGUGCUGUGACAGUUGGUUGAAACAGUCUGUGUAAUUGCCAUUUUUAUAAGCACCAGUGCAAAUACCUAGUGCCAUAGAGCGUUGCCAAGAGUCUGAAAAUGUGUGUCUUUGUGCUUUUGUAAUCUGUAAGGGUGCAAUAUAAUCCUGUAUAUACAGCAAUAUAUAAACAGAAAGAGAAGAGAUGCAUGUUAAUGUCUUUCUGUUAAUUUAUUUAUAACUUAAUACAUGAGAGCGUGAUUAAAUCCAAAACCCCAGAUGUUCUUUUGAUUUUCUCCUCUGUAUAAUAAUGUGUAUUAUAUAAUAAUGUACAAUAAUCCCCCACUCUAUAGCCUAAAUUAUGAAUUAUGUUAAUUUUAUGAUUUUCACUGUUGAAGCUAUAGUAAACAUAUUUUUAUGACUUA